GCUUCCUCCAGCACUUCCUUUAGUGAACUGAUGCAGAAUUUCCUCACACUCACUUGAUUACAUGAGAUUGUAGAGUAUGUGGCUUUAGCUGUGUACCCUCUACACUUGUCCAGUCUGGCAGUGAAAGAGUAAACCAGCGGUGCUAGAAGUGACUGCUCUGACAGGACUUGUCUUCUGUCCUCUGACGCCUAACAAGGGUCUCUACAGUCCCUGAGGUGAUAACAUUGUACAGGACCCUGCAAACAUCAACAGAUCAAAAUGAGGAAAAGUGAUACGCCUCUGUGUAAGCAGCAGUCUUCACCCUGCUUUGGGAAAGAAAUGCCACGGCUAUUCCCAAAAAUGUCUAUGUGUGAUGUGGAUGAGAGGGUCCGACUGAUGGCAGAGAAGGUGUAUGCCUCUGCCCUGAAAGAGGAAGACAGUAAGGAUGUUAUGGCAAUGUUUAACGUGCCCGAAGACUGUCCCAUCGGACUGCAUGAGGACAGGGAGAGGGCCCUGAAGAAGGAGCUGGCAGAGCAGCAGUCCCAGGAGUCUACAAAGAGGAAGAAGAAUUUCAUGUUGAAGCGCUCGCAGUCGGUAUCUUUGCAGAUACCUGUUCCUGGGGACUGGGCCAAGUCUAUGGGGUCUACAAUGUUCUCCCAAACCAUAACUGACUCUUCUCUACCAGAAGGCUCUCCAGAUUUCCAGAGAGUAACCAUCAGUGGAGAUUACUGUGCGGGGAUCACAGUUGAGGAUUAUGAGCAGGCAGCCCAAAGUCUCCUUGGGGCGAUGUUCAUCAGAGAAAAAUACUCCAGGUUGGCCUACCAUCGCUUCCCUAAGACCAUCGCACAGUUUCUCCGUAGUGCAAAGAAUGAGACAUGGCAGGAGGAGGAUGAAAUCUUGCCAGACAUCUGGCCCUGUCCUUGUGAAGGGGAGGACCCUUACUCCGUGGAGGGUAUUCCAGAGAACCUGAACUACGAGCUGCAGAUGAAGGAUGGCAUAGUUCAUGUUUACGACAACGCUGAGACCCUGAAACAAGAGCAGCCCCACAGACUACCUUACCCUGACCUUGAGACCUUUGCCAUAGACCUAAGCCAUGUCCUUGCAAUGAUAGCUGACGGCCCAACUAAGACCUACUGUCACAGGCGGCUGAACUUCUUGGCCUCUAAAUUCUACCUUCAUGAGAUGAUGAAUGAAAUGGCAGAGUUAAAGGAGCUGAAAUUAGUUCCACACAGAGACUUCUACAACGUCAGAAAGGUGGACACACACAUACACGCUGCAGCAUGCAUGAACCAGAAGCAUCUGCUGAAAUUCAUAAAAACCACUUACCAGACAGAGGCUGAUCGUGUGAUCUCGGAGAAGGGCGGUAAGAAGCUCACGCUCAAAGAGGUCUUCGACAACCUUCACAUGGACCCCUAUGACCUCACCGUGGACUCUCUGGAUGUGCAUGCUGGAAGACAAACAUUUCAUCGGUUUGACAAGUUUAACUCCAAAUACAAUCCCGUGGGAGCCAGUGAGCUGCGAGAGAUCUACUUGAAAACCGACAACUACAUCAAAGGAGAAUACUUUGCACGUCUCGUAAAGGAAGUUUCCAAAGACCUGGAGGAGAGUAAGUACCAGCAUGCUGAGCCACGUCUAUCCAUUUACGGCCGCUCUGCCAGUGAGUGGGAGAGCCUAGCAACUUGGUUCAUCCAGCACAAAGUCCACUCACCCAACAUGAGAUGGAUGAUCCAAGUUCCAAGGAUCUAUGACAUUUUCAGGUCAAAGAAAUUAGUGCCAAACUUUGCAAAGAUGCUGGAGAACGUCUUCCUCCCACUCUUCGAGGCUACGGUCAACCCACAAAAGCACAAAGCAAUACAUGUUUUCCUGAAAUAUGUAACAGGGUUUGACAGCGUGGAUGAUGAGUCCAAACACAGCGACCACAUUUUCACUUACAAAAGCCCAAAGCCAGAAGGUUGGACAACAGAUGACAACCCUCCAUACACCUACUAUCUGUUCUACAUGUAUGCCAACAUCAUGGUGCUCAACAACCUGCGCAAGGAGCGAGGACUGAACACGUUCCAAUUUCGCCCACACUGUGGGGAGGCUGGCUCCAUCACCCACCUGGUCUCUGCCUUCCUAACAGCUGACAACAUCUCCCAUGGACUCAACCUCAAAAAGAGUCCAGUGCUGCAGUACCUGUACUACCUUGCCCAGGUCCCUAUCGCCAUGUCCCCACUGAGCAACAACAGCCUGUUCCUGGAGUACUCCAAGAACCCUCUACGAGAGUUUCUACAGAAGGGCCUUUGUGUGUCGCUGUCAACUGAUGACCCCAUGCAGUUCCACUACACCAAGGAGGCCUUGAUGGAGGAGUACGCUAUUGCUGCCCAGCUGUGGAAGUUGAGCACCUGUGACUUGUGUGAGAUAGCCAGAAACAGUGUACUGCAGAGCGGACUUUCACAUCAGGAGAAGAAACACUUCAUUGGAUCCAACUACCUACAAGGUGGACCGGAAGGCAACGACAUUCGACGGACGAACGUGGCACAAAUCCGCAUGGCAUACCGGCAUGAGACACUGUGCAACGAGCUCAGUUUUCUAGUGGAUGCAGUAAAGGCGGAUGUUGGAACCAGUCCAACUGAAUGAUUGACCAAGGCAGCUCAAAUUGUGCCCUAUGAUGUUCUAUGAUGAAGGUGCAAAUGGAUUGUACUAAAAUGACACCCAGAUGGGAACAAACGUUCACUCCCUUGGUGCAGAAAUCGGUUACGGCCUACUUAAUGUAGAUAGAUCAAUACUUGAUUUUUAAACUGUGUUCAAUGCUGUCUCUUUAAAAUGUUCAAAUCACUGUGUGCCUCGUUUAACUGAGCUUUUGAUUGAUUCGUUUUUGUAGGAUGUUAAGUUAAGGUUGGUACUGCUUGUUGAACUUUUUCUGUCACUUGGAUAUAUGCAUGCUACAGAGGCAUUCUAUCUUGAAUGUAGGUCUAAAACUAGUAGUUCAUAGAUGCACCGAUUGGAAUUUCUUUGCAAUUUUUACCUGGGGUGACCUGCCUAUACCGAUUUUUGUCAGGUACUGAUUUUCUUUUUUUAAAGGACUAUAAUUAACAGCAAAACAAAAAGAUUUUUGUAACUUUUUUGUAAUUAAAUGUUACAUUU
Molecule: messenger RNA, 3105 nt
Organism: Labrus bergylta (ballan wrasse)
Lineage: Eukaryota; Metazoa; Chordata; Actinopteri; Labriformes; Labridae
Gene: ampd3b
Product: adenosine monophosphate deaminase 3b
Biological process (GO): AMP metabolic process; IMP salvage
Cellular component (GO): cytosol
Molecular function (GO): AMP deaminase activity
Source: RefSeq, a predicted model, not a curated record